AAAAACACACUCUCUUUCUCUCUCUUCAUCUUGAAACCCCAACCCAUAAUUUUCAUUUCAAUUUCUCUCUCUUCAUAGUACAGAUAAAAUAAUAAUAUUAUUAUUAUUAUAAUCGUCAAUCAAUUAUCAAUGAUAUAAAAAUAUAAAAAUUAUUAUUAUGAUGAUAUACUAGUUCCGUGAAGUUUUUAUUCAGAGUUGUGUGAGAUCUACUUCGCCGAAGAAAUUCUAGUAGAGAGAUUACAGAACCCUAAUUCUACGGAUUUGAAAAGUGGUUUUUUUUUUAGGAGAUUCUUUCUCGGAUUACGAUUGAGGAUCGCUAGUGAGAAAGCUCAAUAUCGAUCGGAUUGAUUUUCUGUCGUGUUGAGGUGAUGAUUGAAAUUGGUUCUUGUUAUGGGAUAUAGGUUGACUUGAUUGAAAAUAUCAGAUUUGUAUCCUAUGAUCACUGUUGUUAGUUGAUGUUAUUAUAGGCUGGUUGGUUGGAUGCUGGUGUAAGGAUAUGCUUUUUGUAAAAUUGUUUGCAAAUUGCAAGUCCUUUUCAAUUUUAUAAGUUGACUUAUUGUAGUUUAAGUCCUUUUCAAUUUUAUCAAAGAUUGGCAUGUAAUAUUUAGUCUUUUGAUAGAAAUAUACAAUUGUACAAUCGUCUAUUGGUCAUUGAAAGUUUUAGCUACUUCAAAGUAUUUGUCGGAGUAUCAUAUUUUUCCGGGAUUUAUCUUCUGGGCUGUAUCAAAGAGGAAAAUGGAAGCAGAGAGGUUUAGUAGUGAGCAGCUGAAGAGUAAAAUGGAGGCAGAGACGUUGCGUUUUAAUCAUGCUCCUGGCUUUCUUAGCCGAGCUCUUCCGGCUGUUGUACCCGUGCUUUUGAUUUCGAUAGGAUAUGUUGAUCCUGGAAAAUGGGUGGCAAGUAUUGAAGGCGGUGCAAGGUUUGGUUUUGAUCUGGUGGCUUUCACGCUUAUUUUCAAUUUUGCAGCUAUCUUCUGUCAGUACUUAUCUGCCCGGGUUGCUGUAAUCACUGGAAGAGAUCUUGCUCAGAUUUGCAGUGAUGAGUAUGAUACAUGGACAUGCCUUUUCCUUGGAAUUCAAACAGAACUUUCAGUGAUUAUGCUAGAUCUUAACAUGGUAAUUCUCUUACCAUUGAUUAACAUUAAAUAUCCAGUGAAUUUGAUUUACACACAGUCAUCUUCUAUUUGUCAUUUUUUUUUUGACUUGAAACUAUGGUUUAAACUGUUUUGCAAGAUCUUGGGCAUGGCACAAGGAUUAAAUCUUAUUUUUGGGUGGGACUUGUUCACCUGUAUCUUUUUAACAGCCACUGGUGCUGUUUUUCAUAUACUUCUUUCUGUCCUCCUUGACAUUGAGAAGGCAAAACACCUAGGACAGUUUGUGGCAGGCUUUGUAUUACUAUCUUUUAUACUUGGACUACUCAUCAAUCAAUCAGAAGUUCCACUUUCUGUGAAUGGAAUACUAAUAAAGUUGAGUGGGGAGAGUGCAUUUAUGCUUAUGAGUCUUCUUGGAGCAACUCUUGUGCCUCACAACUUUUACCUUCAUUCCUCUAUUGUACAGCGGCAUCAGGGACCGAAAAACAUUUCUAAGGAUGCAUUGUGUCAUAACCAUUUUUUGGCCAUCUUAUGUGUCUUCAGUGGCCUUUAUUUGGUAAAUAAUAUGCUGAUGACCACAUCAGCAAACGAGUUUUACAGUACAGGUCCUGUUUUGCUUACUUUUCAAGAUGCACUGUCAUCAAUGGAACAGGUGUUGCGCAGCCCAAUAGCUCUGCUUGGUUUUGUAUUCAUUUUGUUUCUUGCAAAUCAGACUACAGCAUUAACUUGGAGUUUAGGGGGAGAAGCAGUAGUGAAUGGUUUCUUAAAACUAGAUAUUCCAGGUUGGCUUCAUUAUGUGACAAUUAGAGUGAUUGCUGUGCUGCCUGCCCUUUAUUGUGUCUGGAGUUCAGGAGCUGAAGGGAUGUAUCAACUACUUAUAUUCACUCAGGUUUUAGUAGCCCUGCAACUUCCAUCUUCCGUGAUUCCCCUUUUUCGAGUUGCUAUGUCUAGAUCAAUAAUGGGUGCGCACAAAAUUUCCCAGUCUCUGGAACUUUUGGCAUUGACCAUAUUCAUUGGGAUGCUUGGCUUGAAUAUCGUCUUUUUGGUAGAAAUGAUAUUUGGCAACAGUGAUUGGGCGGCUGAUUUGAGGUGGAAUGUUGGGAAUGGCGUGUCUGUCUCAUAUGCAAUUCUUCUCAUUACUGGUUUUAUGUCAUUAUGUUUGAUGCUUUGGUUAGCUGCCACACCUUUAAGAUCUGCCAAUAUUCAUCAAUUAAAUGCUAAGGAGUUGAACUGGGAUAUGCCAGAGACUAUACCAAUUCCGCUGGUUGAUGGUGAAGAAUCAUGUAUAACUGAAACAGCGCCUCAUGAAGAAACAUCUGUUGAAGUCGACGAACCAAAACCAGCUUUAGCUAGCACAUUUGAGUACCCAGAAGUAUCACAUGAAAGUUUUCGUCCCAUUCUUCCUGAAACCAUAAUGGAACCUGGUCCCCAGGUGAACGCUGUAAAGGGGAAUAAUUCUGUUACACCGUCAGUUUCCACAUCAGAGACAGGGGAAGCAUCUACUGUAGUUAAUGAUAGUUCUGAUUCUAGACAUGCAGAUACAAAAACUAUAAUGGAAAGAGAUGCCCCAAUUGAGAAGACUGUGGAAAUUGAAGACGAUUCAAACGCUGAAAGGGAUGAUGAUGAUGGAGAGUCAUGGGAAACUGAAGAAUCAUCCAGAGUGGUCUUGCCAAAUGCCCCAUCUUCAACAUCCGAAGGCCCUCCAUCAUUCAGGAGUAUUGGUGGGAAAAGUGACGACGGUGGAGGAAGCUUCGGAAGUCUAUCGAGAAUAGAAGGCUUAGGACGUGCGGCAAGACGUCAGCUAACUCUUAUUCUUGAUGAAUUCUGGGGACAGUUUUAUGAUUUCCAUGGGAAUCCUUCCCAGACAGCAAAGAAAUUUGAUGUUUUGCUGGGGACAGACGUAGAUUCAAGACCCACCACUUCCUUGCAGAAAAUGGAUCCAUGUGGAAAGGACUAUUCGGAAUACUUAGUAUCUGCAUGCAGUAGAGCUUCCGACACUUCAAUUAACGCUGGUCCGUAUGACUAUUCCGCGCAGCCUAGGAUGCAAAGUAAUUCAGAGUCUUCAUAUGGUCUUCAAAGGAGUUCUUCCUCAGUGCGGGCAAAUCCCAUCCAGUUACUUGAUGCAUAUGCCCAAAACUCUGCUCGCAAUUUCCUUGAAUCUGGUGAGAGGCGCUAUUCCAGUGUGCGUAGUCUUCAUUCAUCCGAGGCUUGGGAUUAUCAGCCAGCUACAAUACAUGGUUAUCAGACUGCAUCCUAUCUUAGCCGGGGUGUGAAAGAUAGAAGUUCUGAAAACAUAAAUGGUUCUAUGCAAUUGUCAUCACUGAAGUCCCCUUCCACAGGUAAUUCAAACUACUCCCUUGCAUUUGCUUUGGGAAAAAAGUUGCAUAAUGGUUCAGGUGUAGGCCAUCCCCCUGGUUUUGAAAAUGUAGCUGUCUCUAGAAAUCGCCAACUACUAUCUGAGAGGUCCAAUUAUGAUUCUUGCACCUCUGGACCUGCAGCUAAUACAGUCAAUUCAAUUAACACUAAGAAGUACCACAGUUUGCCUGACAUUUCAGGAUACUCCAUCCCUCACAGAGCUGGCUACGUGGCUGAUAAGAAUGCACCAUGGGAUGGUUCUGUUGGAUAUGGUUCUUUUGCUGGUAGGAUGGGAUACGAACCCUCUUUAUAUUCAAAUCCUGGAUCAAGAGCAGGAGCUCAUUUGGCCUUUGAUGAAGUCUCUCCAUCUAAAGUGUACAGAGAAGCACUCUCUUCACCGUUGAGUUCUGGUCUUGACACUGGAUCCCUCUGGUCUAGACAGCCUUUUGAGCAGUUUGGUGUUGCUGAUAAAAGUCAUAAUGUUGCAAUGGAAGGUGCAGGAAGAAGGCCGAAUGCAAUUGUUCAAGAAACUACAUUUGAAGAUAUAGAAGGGAAACUUCUUCAGUCUCUCAGACUUUGCAUUAUGAAGCUCUUAAAACUGGAUGGGUCUGAUUGGUUGUUUAAACAGAAUGAUGGAAUUGAUGAAGAUCUGAUUGAUCGUGUAGCAGCAAGGGAGAAGUUUGUUUAUGAGAUUGAAGCUAGGGAGAUAAAUCAGGUCGUUCAUAUGAGCGAUACUCGUUACUUUCCUUCUGAUAGGAAAUCUGUUUCUUUGAUGAAAAGCGAGGCAAAUGCCUCUAGUCUUUUAGUAUCCUCAGUUCCUAACUGUGGGGAGGGAUGUGUAUGGAGAUUAGAUUUAGUAGUAAGCUUUGGUGUCUGGUGUAUCCACCGUGUUCUUGACCUCUCAGUUUUGGAAAGCCGGCCAGAGCUUUGGGGGAAAUACACCUAUGUGCUCAAUCGCCUCCAGGGCAUCAUCGAUCCAGCCUUUAAGAAACCCCGUACCCCUUCGGCCCCAUGCUUUUGCCUUGAAGUUCCCACUACACACCUGCAAAAGGCAAGUCCCCCUCUUUCUAACGGGAUGUUACCCCCAACAGUGAAAGCAGGCCGGGGCAAAUGCACUACUCCAUCAAUGUUUUUUGAGCUGACUAAAGAUGUGGAGAUCGCUAUCUCUAGCAGAAAAGGACGUACAGGUACAGCAGCUGGUGACGUGGCAUUCCCGAAGGGGAAGGAAAAUAUGGCAUCUGUUCUCAAACGGUACAAGCGAAGGUUAUCAUCCAGCAAGCUUUUUGCCAAUCAGGGCAAGAUCCCCUCUUCAGGAGCACACACUCAAUAACGUUUUGCAUUAACAAAAUCAGGUUUCUUUGGGGAUGUUUUAUAAUUUAUACUGAGAAGCAGCUCAUACCUAGAUCAAGGAGUGCUCUGCCUCCAUGUAUCAAAUUUCUUGCAGCAGAUUUUAUCUUUGUAUGUUACAUACAUAUAAGAAAAGAAUUAUAUGCAACUGUGGCAAAAUCGGUUAAAAACGUAGAUGGAAAAUAGUUCCAGUUUGGUUUUUGUUUUGUUUGGACUUCGUUGCUUAUCUAGCUGGUGGAUAGAAGGCAGGGAUACAAUUAAGUUUUGACCCGAUUGUUUCCUGAAUUAACUUUUGUAUAAACACUGAAAUUUUGUUGUUUUAAAGUUUUCACAAUGAAGUCUGAAAUAAUUGUACUACAAGUCCAAAAUUGGGUUGAAUUGUUUUCAAAAUAUAGUAUUAUUGGAUCACAUACAUAAAUUUCUAUUUUAUUUUUAA
Messenger RNA from Lathyrus oleraceus (garden pea), 5226 nucleotides. RefSeq names its product ethylene-insensitive protein 2. The transcript has 7 exons. Gene Ontology annotation, cellular component: plasma membrane. The record is from RefSeq and is a predicted model, not a curated record. Bases 736 to 4773 code for a protein of 1345 amino acids. Gene Ontology annotation, biological process: ethylene-activated signaling pathway; iron ion transmembrane transport; manganese ion transport. Gene Ontology annotation, molecular function: manganese ion transmembrane transporter activity; cadmium ion transmembrane transporter activity. NCBI's taxonomy places the organism in Eukaryota, Viridiplantae, Streptophyta, Magnoliopsida, Fabales, Fabaceae.